AUGUUCGUAGGCGUCAAAGCUGUUUUCAUCGACGAGAUCAGCAUGUUAAGUUCAGCUAUUCUUCAACAAGUUAACUACCGAUGGCAGCAGAUGACUGGCAUAUACGACAAACCUUUCAUAGACAUUCACGUUAUAUUAUGUGGAGAUUUCAGACAGCUUCCACCUGUACGAGCAACUCCAUGUUAUACUAUGCCGAUCAACCAAUUAGGAGGUCCGAUUCUUUGGCACAGCAUUGAUUACUUCCCACUGGUUCGUGUUGAGCGACAAACCGAUGAGCGGUUUUCAACGAUUCUAACAAAAAUCGGCGAUGGACUUCAACUAAGCAACGAUAAUAUCUCCCUUAUUGAGUCCAGACAUAAAACUCAGGCUUGGUGCAAGGAAAACGUGCCUGAUGCUGUCACAGCCUGA
Molecule: messenger RNA, 408 nt
Organism: Arctia plantaginis
Lineage: Eukaryota; Metazoa; Arthropoda; Insecta; Lepidoptera; Erebidae
Source: the annotation of a GenBank genome assembly